AUGAGCGGAAGAGGCAAAACCGGAGGCAAGGCCAGGGCGAAGGCAAAGACCCGUUCAUCCCGUGCUGGUCUCCAGUUCCCCGUGGGCCGUGUGCACAGGCUGCUGCGCAAAGGCAACUACGCCGAGCGUGUGGGCGCUGGCGCACCAGUCUACCUGGCCGCCGUGCUCGAGUACCUGACUGCUGAGAUCCUGGAGUUGGCCGGCAACGCUGCCCGUGACAACAAGAAGACUCGUAUCAUCCCCCGUCACCUGCAGCUGGCCGUCCGUAACGACGAGGAGCUGAACAAACUGCUCGGCGGUGUGACCAUCGCUCAGGGUGGUGUGUUGCCCAACAUCCAGGCAGUGCUACUCCCCAAGAAGACAGAGAAGGCAGUCAAAGCCAAGUAA
This is a messenger RNA of Coregonus clupeaformis (lake whitefish), 387 nucleotides long. Its product is annotated as histone H2A. Gene Ontology annotation, molecular function: protein heterodimerization activity; DNA binding; structural constituent of chromatin. Bases 1 to 387 code for a protein of 128 amino acids. Lineage: Eukaryota; Metazoa; Chordata; Actinopteri; Salmoniformes; Salmonidae. Gene Ontology annotation, cellular component: nucleosome. The transcript has a single exon. The record is from RefSeq and is a predicted model, not a curated record.